Messenger RNA from Aspergillus versicolor CBS 583.65, 462 nucleotides. RefSeq names its product nucleoside-diphosphate kinase. Gene Ontology annotation, molecular function: nucleoside diphosphate kinase activity. The coding region runs from base 1 to 462 and encodes 153 amino acids. Lineage: Eukaryota; Fungi; Ascomycota; Eurotiomycetes; Eurotiales; Aspergillaceae. The record is from RefSeq and is a predicted model, not a curated record. Gene Ontology annotation, biological process: UTP biosynthetic process; GTP biosynthetic process; CTP biosynthetic process. The transcript has 5 exons.
AUGACUUCUGAGCAGACUUUCAUCGCCAUCAAGCCCGACGGUGUCCAGCGUGGACUCGUCGGCCCCAUCAUCUCUCGCUUCGAGAACCGUGGCUUCAAGCUCGCUGCUCUGAAGCUCACCUCUCCCACCCGCACUCUCCUCGAGCAGCACUACGCUGACCUCAAGGAGAAGCCCUUCUUCCCCGGCCUUGUCACCUACAUGCUUAGCGGCCCCGUCGUCGCCAUGGUCUGGGAGGGUAAGGAGGUCGUCAAGACUGGCCGCACCAUCCUCGGUGCCACCAACCCCCUUGCCUCCGCCCCUGGCACCAUCCGUGGUGACUUCGCCAUCGACGUCGGCCGCAACGUCUGCCACGGUUCCGACAGCGUCGAGAGCGCCAAGAAGGAGAUUGGCCUUUGGUUCACCCCCGAGGAGAUCCAGAACUACAAGCUCAACGCUUUCGGCUGGAUCUACGAGAAGGAAUAA